This is a messenger RNA of Saxophila tyrrhenica, 804 nucleotides long. RefSeq lists its product as uncharacterized. Bases 1 to 804 code for a protein of 267 amino acids. NCBI's taxonomy places the organism in Eukaryota, Fungi, Ascomycota, Dothideomycetes, Mycosphaerellales, Extremaceae. The transcript is spliced from 2 exons. The record is from RefSeq and is a predicted model, not a curated record.
AUGGCUUCACCGCACGAAAUCAUCGCAUCCGAGACCAUACCGAAAGCACGCCAAAUUCUGCACAUCGUGCCACGCAAACCUCGCACAAACUUCUUCAGCCUUCCGCGCGAACUGCGCGAUGAGAUCUACAAGUACACACUUGUCGAGCCCACCCUCUGGCACCGACGUCACAAGUCUGGCUGCGGUUUCCAGUUUCCACAUGGCUAUAAUUUUCGCCCAUCCCAAGAACCUGUCUUCGAGCGCGAAGAACACGAGGAGUCCGAUUACGGCCGUGCCCCCGUAUGCCGUAGUUACAGGAGUGUCGACGACGACAACGACGACAUUCGGGAAUGCAAGCUCGGAGACAACUGCUGCAAGGACAUUGCGGGCCAGGAGCAAUUCACUAAUGCGCUUACCGGCCUGUCGAGGGAGAUACUAGAAAAAGUCAAGCGCAUUUCGGUGAUUGACAGGAAGCCUUCUCUUAUGCUCUCAACAUCCUUCCACGUGCUGCGGGCGAAGGCCCGCGAGUACCUCCAACGUCUUGUAGGCCUGGUGGAACUCGAGCUCCCGCCCUGGUGGACUACAGACAUCCCUGAAGGGAUUGCAUACCUCGAGCCGUUAUCCCGGCUGCGAGUCCUACGAGGCGUCAUAUUGCAUUCGUUUAUUACGCUUUCAGAGGAGCCAGGAGCACGCGGAACCAAGACUUGGAUUCGAGUGGUGAAGGGCGUGCCAUCCUCCUUUUGUGUUUGUUCCCACGAACACAUAUCCUACCGAACCUCCCCGCAGAUGAGUUCAAAUGUUUCAGCAACUGGGUGGGAAGCGUGA